GUAACCGGGAAAAAGGCAUAUGCUACAAGCCAGGAAAUUUUUGAAGCAGUUAAAUCAUUGUGGAUGAAAGGCAACAAAAACGAGUCACUUCCUGAACCUAAAGAAAAAGCUAAGCUAGGAAACACUGCUGAAAUAGAAAUACCUGCAAAAACAGCUCAUGUCCUGAACCACUCAGUGCCUUUGCCAACAGAACUCAGCUCUGAAACAAAGACCAAAUCAGAAUCUACCUCAGGUGCUACACAGUUUAUGCCUGACCCCAAGCUCAUGGAUCACGGACAGUCCCACCCAGAAGACAUAGAUAUGUACAGCACUAGAAGCUGAAGUAGAGUACAUAGAGACUGCAUAGAAAACUACGAGAUAUGUGAAGUUGCAAAUAAUGAUGAAAAAAAUCAUGUUAUAGGUAAAUGA
Carlito syrichta (Philippine tarsier) is the source of this 408-nucleotide messenger RNA. RefSeq names its product apolipoprotein O like (gene APOOL). Gene Ontology annotation, cellular component: MICOS complex. Lineage: Eukaryota; Metazoa; Chordata; Mammalia; Primates; Tarsiidae. The record is from RefSeq and is a predicted model, not a curated record. Gene Ontology annotation, biological process: cristae formation. The transcript is spliced from 3 exons. The annotation marks the transcript as partial.